Dermacentor silvarum is the source of this 2870-nucleotide messenger RNA. Its product is annotated as fatty acyl-CoA reductase 1. Lineage: Eukaryota; Metazoa; Arthropoda; Arachnida; Ixodida; Ixodidae. Gene Ontology annotation, molecular function: alcohol-forming very long-chain fatty acyl-CoA reductase (NADP+) activity. The coding region runs from base 180 to 1712 and encodes 510 amino acids. The transcript has 12 exons. Gene Ontology annotation, cellular component: peroxisome. The record is from RefSeq and is a predicted model, not a curated record. Gene Ontology annotation, biological process: long-chain fatty-acyl-CoA metabolic process.
GAAAGCGCUGCCGGUGACCGCGUAUCGCGAGAGUGGGAGUGCAAGCGCACGCGUUGUGGAUUUUUGAGAAACACUAUCUGUGCGGGAUCGCCUUGUGUGCUGGGCAUUCGUUGGCCAGUCGUUCACGCGACCGACACACCGCAUCGAAGCGACGACUUGCUCCACCGGCGCCCUCGAACAUGGAAGGCAACUCUGAAAUCGCGGAGUUUUUCACCGGCAAUAGCGUCUUCCUCACUGGGAUCACUGGAUUUCUCGGGAAGGUGGUGUUGGAGAAGCUGUUGCGGUCAUGCCCCGAUAUCGGUAACGUCUACGUCCUGGUGCGUGAGAAGAAGGGCCUGAAGAGCAAGGACCGCCUCAAACAGAUCCUCAAUGAGAAGCUGUUCGCCACCCUGCAAGAUGAGCGCCCCGAGAUGUUCAGUAAGGUGGUGGUGGUGCCAGGUGACCUGGACGAACCGGACAUGGGCAUGUCCAACACAGACCGGGAACGCAUCAUCCAAGACGUGUCCGUCGUCAUACACGGCGCCGCCUCGGUGCGCUUCGACGAGCCACUCAGGGUUGCCGUCAACGCCAACGUGAGGGCGACCAAGCGUGUCAUCGACCUUUGCUACGAGCUACAGAACCUGAAGGUCUACGUCCACGUGUCGACGACAUAUUGCAACUGCCAUCAAAGGGAGCUCAGAGAAAUAGUCACACCUACACCAAUCAGCCCGUCGAACCUGCUCAACAUCGCAGAGUGGAUGGAUGACUCGAUGCUAGCAGCCCUGGAGCCGAAGCUGUACGAAGGUCGCCCCAACUCGUACACAUUCACCAAGGCCGUGGCCGAGAUGCUGGUCCAAGAGCACGCUGCCUCGCUGCCCACCGUCAUCGUCAGACCCUCCAUCAUCACAGGCACGGCCAAAGAACCAUUCGCGGGGUGGAUAGACAACUACAAUGGUCCCACCGGUCUUUUGAUCGCUCUGGCCAAGGGUGUACUAACAUCUGUCUACGGAGACAUCAACAAAGUGACCGACUUCAUUCCAGUCGACAUGGUUGCCAACUGCGUUAUCGCAGCAGCGUGGCAAAGAGGCUCUGGACGGAGCCAGAAGAUGACCGUGUACAACAUGAGCUCCGGCGCCGACAACCCGCUGACAUGGCACUACUUCCUGGAGUGCGUGCAGAAGAUACCCUACAAGAUCCCGUCCAAAGUGACCUUCCGCUACCCGCAGCCGCGCCACACCAACAGCAAACUGUUGCACAGGAUCCGCAUGUUCUUCCAGCACUACCUCCUCGCACAGGCUGGAGACGUGGCCCUGUGGGCCAUCGGAAAGAAGCCCAUGCUGUCGAGGCUAUACGAGAAGGUCGAGAACCACCUCGACAUGCUGGAGUUUUUCAGCACCAAUGAGUGGUACUUCUACAACGAAAACGUCAGGGCCCUCUACAGUGAACUCAACGCCACAGACAAGGACGUGUUCAACUUCGACGUGAAGACGAUCGAGUGGAAGCCGUACCUUCUGUCCUACUGCUUCGGCAUCCGAGAAUACGUGCUCAAGGAGGACCUGUCCACCGUCAAGGAGGGAAAGCGACAGCUGGCAAGGCUGUACGUCGUGAGCAAGGUGAGCAGCCUGCUGCUCAUUCUCGGAGCCUGGCGGGUGCUCAAGAUGAUCUCCUUGGAUCCGAUCGACAUGGUCUACACGGCCAGCAGCUACGUCCAAGAGCUCGUCGAUACCUUCUGAAUCACUGCGACGGCCUUCUCGUGUUUCUUGCCCCCAUUUCCCCCAUUUUAUACCUUGUGCAUUGGCGUGAGAAAGCUCCGACACUUUAUCCGCACAUGCACAGCUUGACAAAGAAUAUUUUUCAGAGCUCAGAAAACGAUAAUCGCGCACCAAUUUGACUUUUUGACUUCAUGGAGUCGACAGAGAGCUUUAGUGUGUCGCGUAGUCGUACCAUAGCGCGCAUGUAAAACGGAAUAUCGGCACACGUCUUCGGGAACAGCGGCGCUGCUGGCGCCAUAUCGUGACGCUGUGAUCAACUUCAUUGCACGCUAGAAGCGUUUUAAAUAGCACCACACUUCUUCGAAAAAGAAAAUAUAAAAAGACUUCAUGAUGAUCACAGUCGAACGCCUUUAUAACGAAGUGCUUGGGGCCUCCGAAACCAUUCGUUAUACAGGUCACUUCGUUGUAAAAGUCUGGCACCGCAACACUAACCUUAGAACCGGGACAGAAUUAUUCCUUCGUUAUAAAGGUCAUUUCGCUGUAGAGGCGUUCGUCUGUACUUUGUUGCCGACAUGUUUCCACCAACAGCUAAGUGGAAUAUGGCUGGCCGUUGCACUGAAGAUUUUCACACGCGUUCCUCAUAAAACGAUGUCACACCCUGUUGGCAAACAUUGCUGCUGUUUGCGUCUGCGUCUUUUGGUAUUCUGAUAGCCGAAUACGCUAGUACGUCUCGGCUCUGUUUACAUCGUCUAAUAAAUGCGGGACCAAAGUACGAGUCGGGGGCCGCGUUGAGAACAGUAUUUUAGUAACAGUGAAUACUAGGGCGUUUUAAUACCCCUUUGGCAGGACGAUUCUGCGUGCCUUGAACGGUGAAUGCUAAUUUACUACGAAAGUUCGGCCCUUUCACUUUUGCGUGUGUUGCAGUCAGACGCUGCCUUCUCAAAGCAGCGCGCAGAUGUACAUAUUGCAUAUUUCUGGAUUUCACAAAGCAGCGUAUACGUGUGUGGCUUCCCCCUCAUUUGGUUGCGACGCUAAGGCAGUGUCCGUCGUGGAGGUACGAGUGCACGCGUGUGCGAACGGAAGAGAGCAAGACUUUGUGUUAUUCGUUGAGUGCACCAUCACUGUACAUAUUAUGUAAAUACAUGCUUUAUGUUCAAUAAAUAGUACUCACGCACCUGC